AUGAGGGUAAAGAGACAGUGUAGCUUAGCGCGGAGAAAAAAGAUACAACUUUCAGUGUCAAAACUACGUUGUGAUACGUCGUUUAAAGAUGUUGAGAGAAAUAAAAACAAGCUGAACAUGAGAGUAACACGUUCUUUAGAAAGUUAUCUUAGCACAGAAAGAAAGAGGAACAACGACUCAAAGAAACUAGCUAGGACACAAGAGCCUUAUCGCACUGCAGAGAAGAAGAGGAACAACGACUCAAUGAAACUAGCUAGGACACAAGAGCCUUAUCGCACUGCAGAGAAGAAGAGGAACAACGACUCAAUGAAACUAGCUAGGACAAAAGAGCCUUAUCGCACUGCAGAGAAGAAGAAGAACAACGACUCAAUGAAACUAGCUAGGACAAAAGAGCCUUAUCGCACUGCAGAGAAGAAGAAGAACAACGACUCAAUGAAACUAGCUAGGACAAAAGAGCCUUAUUGCACUGCAGAGAAGAAGAGGAACAACGACUCAAUGAAACUAGCUAGGACAAAAGAGCUUUAUCGCACUGCAGAGAAGAAGAGGAACAACGACUCAAUGAAACUAGCUAGGACACAAGAGCCUUAUCGCACUGCAGAGAAGAAGAGGAACAACGACUCAAAGAAACUAGCUAGGACAAAACAAGCAUAUCGCACCGUAGAGAAGAACAGGAAUAAAAACGCAAUGAAAAUAUUAAGAACUAAAGAGGCAUAUCGUUUAGCUGAGAAAAAGAAAGACCUUCAGUCUAAGACAAGUCUCAGGAAAAAUAAUGUUUAUCGUAUAGCUGAACGAGAGAAGAGCAAUGGUGCGAUACAGUUGAGAAGAGCCCAGCAUGAUUAUCGUGAAAGUGAACGGCUAAGGGACAGAGAACGGAAAGAAAAACGAAGACAUGAUUAUUUCUUUCGCGCUAGAGAAAAUUAUAUCUCCUCAUUAAGAGCGAUUGAUUCAGUCUGUAGUAAAAAAUAA
Molecule: messenger RNA, 966 nt
Organism: Physella acuta
Lineage: Eukaryota; Metazoa; Mollusca; Gastropoda; Physidae
Source: RefSeq, a predicted model, not a curated record